AUGUCUUCGCAUGGACCAACAAUUCAAGAACUACCUUUGGAUGUGGCGGCCAAGAUCAAAUCUUCAACUUCGAUCACCCAUCUACAUGGAGUGGUGGUAGAUUUGGUCAAGAACUCGCUGGAUGCGGGCGCACAGACAAUCCUCGUUUCUGUGGAUUUCAAACGUGGAAGCUGCAUAGUGGAAGAUGAUGGUGAGGGGAUACGACCGGCCGAAUUUGAGCCUACCGGCGGGCUUGGAAAAGCACACCAUACGUCCAAAUACCGAACUCCAGGAGCCUAUGGACAUCGAGGUUUAUUCCUAGCUUCUUUGGCCUCAUUGUCGCUGCUCACUGUGACGUCUCGUCGUGUUCAACAUGGGAGCACAAACUCCGUCAUCUUUCACCACGCCAGGCCUGUAGCACGAUUGACCCCUGCUCCGGCCCAUCAGGGUCCCCGGCUUGGCGAGCAUGGGACUUGUGUUGCUGUGAAUGACCUUUUUGGAAACAUGCCAGUGCGUGUCAAGAGCCGGGCCUUGGCUCUCGAGAAGCCCGAAGAGCUAGAAAGGGAGUGGGACUAUCUCAAAUAUAUGCUGGUCUCUCUCGUGCUUGCAAAUGCCCAACUCUCGAAGCUUGUGGCUUCCGACGUGGCAAGGGAGAAGCGAAUCACAAUUCGUCCUGAUGACCCUCCACGAGGUGCUUCUUUGAACCAUUUUGCACUUGAAAUGGAUCUCGGACGCAUAGGGUCUAUUCUCUCGCAAUCCGGAAUGCUAGAUUCGCGGAAUAUGGAAUCAUGGCGUGUCAUAUCUGCCUCUAUUCCACGUCUGACGAUACACGCUGCAAUCUCGACAGUACCAAGUCCUUCGAAGAAGAUCCAAUUCAUCUCCUUGGGCAAGGACCCAAUGCUGUCACGGAAUUCUUCCAACGUCUUGUUCAAUGAAGUCAAUCGGCUGAUGUCCAUGUCUGACUUUGGAAACACUAGAAGUGCAUCUGACAUUGCAACUUCAAUACGUUCAGCUCCAGUGACUGGGAGAUCUGAGUCCUUCAAUAGCAUGACCAGCAGAAAUUCGGCAAGGCCGGUCAACAAGUGGCCGAUGUUCUAUAUACGCAUUGAGACUGAAAGUCUUCAGCAUUUGGAAGAUACUGAUGAACCGUCUCCUGCAGCGGAGAAGUCACUACAAUGGAUCUUGGAUGUCCUCGAGGCAAUGAUUUUAGAGUUCUUGAAACAGCAGAAUAUGCGACCUCGAGCGAGACGACAAGGAAGGCUUCCCGACCGGUCUCACGGAACGAUCAACACUACACGCACGAGUUCUGCGCGAUCUGACAGUCUCGCCCAAAGCAGGCGGAACUCGAGCAUGAAGGAGGGUUUCGACCGUGGAUUGAAACUACCCUCGUUGCAAAGAUCAAAGUCCGCCAAUACAGGGCCGCAGUUCAGCAAUUGGUCCCGUGUUAAAGCCGCAAAGAAACGCGAAGAUUCAACUUUGGGGACUGGCGUCGUUGGCACCGACCUUGUUUGUGAAUACGACCGUCCUUCUCAGGAGGCACGGCUAACGUCUUUGCUCGAGCGGCGACGGAAUCAGUUGAACCGGAGCCAAUAUUUCUCUCCUUCUGAUCAGCCAACAAUACCACACGAUAAUGCAAUACCAGCCUUCCGCAGCAUUGGAGGCGCUCAGCAAAAUGAGCCCGAGCACGAGUCAUCGGAGACGCCUGUUGACAAGUUGAUCUCUUGGGAUGACCCGCAUACUGGGAAAACACACCAAAUCAACUCACAAACGGGACAGACUGUCAACCUCCAAGCAAUCAGUGCUGGGUCCAGGUCCAACAGCUUCCUUGGUACUUUGCAAAGCCUAGGCCGAUCACGCAGACCAGAUCCUGCCUCUUCGUCCAGCGUCUGGGUGAAUAAUCUGCUUGAUGCAUGGGACAACCCUACAUUUGCCAGAACAGAGGCGCCAGUUCCAAAUCUUGAUACCGAGGUAGACCACCUACAAAACCAAGCUCGUUCGCAUCAUUGCCACGAGGACAUUGAAACAUUGUUUGGAACGCAAGUCACCAAGUUCAGAGGAAAGUUACAACGUCAAAGUCUGGCUACGGCCACCAUUAUCGCACAAGUCGACCAGAAAUUCAUCCUCGCCAAGUUUGACACGACACAACCCCAUGCCACGGUUGAUCCUGACUCGAAUGGUGUUCUAGUCUUGAUCGAUCAACAUGCCGCCGACGAGCGAUGCCGAGUUGAAAAGUUGUUUGAAGAUAUGUUCAUUUCUCCGAGAUCUUUAGAUCGGAACGAUCAGAUACAGACAGUUGAGAUUGAUCCAAUCUCGUUCGACAUAUCUGCUACGGAAGCCCUCCUCUUCAGAAAGUACCUGGAUUUCUUUCGGAAUUGGGGUAUUGCCUACAGCAUCAAUGCCAAAGCAGGCUCUGAAGCAACCGUUCAGGUCUAUGCACUACCAACUCUCAUCGCCGAGCGCUGUCGACUGGAGCCCAACCUCAUUGUGGAUCUCCUUCGCCGUGAAAUAUGGAACUCUGAGGAGGAGAACGGAAAGCCGCCGGGAUCAAAAAGAUCGACGAGGAAAUUUUCAAUGGGCUACGGCGAUGAUGGCGAAGACUUCUUCACGGACAAAACAGGAGAGGUCGCCGCGCAUCCAUGGGUACAGAAGAUGAGUGGUUGUCCGCAAAGCAUUCUGGAUGUACUUAAUUCUCGGGCAUGUCGUGGUGCUAUCAUGUUCAAUGACCCGUUGGAUAUACAGGAGUGCAAAGCACUAGUCACACGGCUCUCGCGGUGUGCGUUCCCAUUUCAAUGUGCUCAUGGCCGACCGUCCAUGAUUCCAAUUCUCGACUUGCGGCCACAACCUGGUACUGAUCCUCUGAAUUCACAUUCUGGCACCAUGGGUUCGGAGUUCGAUGAACAUCAAGCUGAGCUAGAUUUCUUAGAAGCUUUUAGGGCACAAUAUGUACAUUAG
Molecule: messenger RNA, 2931 nt
Organism: Penicillium subrubescens
Lineage: Eukaryota; Fungi; Ascomycota; Eurotiomycetes; Eurotiales; Aspergillaceae
Product: putative DNA mismatch repair protein (Mlh3)
Exons: 2
Coding region: 1-2931 (976 amino acids)
Biological process (GO): mismatch repair
Cellular component (GO): mismatch repair complex
Molecular function (GO): ATP binding; ATP-dependent DNA damage sensor activity; ATP hydrolysis activity
Source: RefSeq, a predicted model, not a curated record